AUGCAACAGCAGCCGAGAUUGAAGAUCUAUGUGGAUCAACCGCCAGCGGUGGAGCACGAGAUGAAGAGCGGCUUUGAUUUCGGCAUAGAUAAACCGGUCGCGUACGAGCUGAAGGAGAGAGUACAAGAGGUGGAAACAACGGUUUUUGAGGCGGAGACCAAUGUAGCGGUUAGUGACGAGUUUGGUAUCUUGAAAUCGGAGUGGAUUCCUCCGAGGAGAAUGGAUUCGUCAGAAAUUCCAUCGGAUGCUCUGUUUCUUCUAGAGAAACCACAGGCUUCCUCUAGAUUCAGUCACCGGAAACCCGUCAAAGCCAGUCCUGAAGGUGGUCGAGCAUUGAGGGUGGCGAAACCCAAACGCCACGAGAUGCUGGAGAACACGUGGAAGAUGAUAACGGAAGGGAAAUCAAUGCCGUUGACUAGGCAUUUGAAGAAAUCGAACACGUGGGAGAAUCACGGCCGUGAUAUCAACGUGGAGGCGUUGUCCGAUUCAACGGCGUCGUUGAAGAAAUCGGAGACAUUCAGGGACCGGACCAAUUACCAGCCUCCAACUGAACUGGUGAUCUCUCCUUCUCGGGUGAAGCCAAAGACAAGUCAGUUCAUCAUUGGGUUGAACAAAUAUUUAGAUGCCCUUAAUGGUAAGUUUGCAGUUGGCAUGAGAUUUAAGAUGAGAUUUGAAGGGGAAGAUUCUCCUGAGAGAAGGUUUUCUGGAAUAAUUGUUGGACUUGAAGAUUUUUCUCCUCACCGGAAAGAUUCAAAAUGGAGUUCAUUGAAGAGGUCUGACAGGGUUUCACCAUGGGAGAUAGAACCCUUUGUUGCUUCAAUUCCACCAGCUCUGGCUCAACCGAAUGCAGCUAAGAACAAAAGGCCUCGACCGCCCGCUGAAAAUCCUACUCUACAUAUGUCAACAACAUCAUCAGCUCCUUGGAAUACUGGAGUGACGCAUUUCCAUUAUCCAACUCAGUGUAACAUUUCUGCUGAAGCUAUAAGAAAUGAGAAUCAUGGCAUGUGGCAUCACUCAACACCUUCCAGCAUAUGUGGAUUUCCAAGCUCAAGGCAUGCUUGUGUUGAUGAAUAUACUUGUGUUCAGUUGAAGAGUAGUAACUCAACACAAACUAAAGAAAUAUAA
Messenger RNA from Hibiscus syriacus, 1125 nucleotides. Its product is annotated as auxin response factor 1-like. The record is from RefSeq and is a predicted model, not a curated record. Bases 1 to 1125 code for a protein of 374 amino acids. Gene Ontology annotation, molecular function: DNA binding. Gene Ontology annotation, cellular component: nucleus. The transcript is spliced from 3 exons. Gene Ontology annotation, biological process: response to hormone; regulation of DNA-templated transcription. NCBI's taxonomy places the organism in Eukaryota, Viridiplantae, Streptophyta, Magnoliopsida, Malvales, Malvaceae.